UUAGCUCACCUGUCACAAAGUGACAGGGUGAGCUUUUGUGAUCGCUUUUCGUCCGGCGUCCGUCCGUCCGUCCGUCCGUCGUCCGUCGUCCGUCCCUAAACUUUUACUUUAAAUGACAUCUCCUCAUAAACCACUAAGCCAAUUUCAUCCAAACUUCACAGGAAUGUUCCUUUGGUGGUCACCUUCAAAAAUUGUUCAAAGAAUUUAAUUCCAUGCAGAACUCUGGUUGCCAUGGCAACCGAAAGAAAAAACUUUAAAUAUCUUCUUUUAAGAAACCAUAAGAGCUAGAGCUUAGAUAUUUGGCAUGAAACAUCUUCUAGUGAGUGUCUACCAAGUUUGUUGAAAUAAAAGCGCUGGGGUCAAAAUUGGCCCCGCCCCGGGGGGUCAUUGAUUUUCCCUAUAUGCAUAUAGUAAAAACUUAAAAAAUCUUCUUUUAAAGAACCCAAAGAGCUAGAGCUAAGAUAUUUAGCAUGAAACAUGUUUUAAUGGGUGUCUACCAAGUUUCUUCAAAUAAAAGCCCUGGGGUCAAAAUUGGCUCCGCCCCGGGGGGUCAUUGAUUUUCCCUAUAUGCAUAUAGUAAAAACUUAAAAAAUCUUCUUUUAAAGAACCCAAAGAGCUAGAGCUAAGAUAUUUAGCAUGAAACAUGUUCUAAUAGGUGUCUACCAAGUUUGUUCAAAUAAAAGCCCUGGGGUCAAAAUUGGCCCCGCCCCAGGGGGUCAUUGAUUUUCCCUAUAUGCAUAUAGUAAAAACUUAAAAAAUCUUCUUUUAAAGAACCAAAAGAGUUAGAGCUAAGAUAUUUAGCAUGAAACAUGUUCUAAUAAGUGUCUACCAAGUUUGUUCAAAUAAAAGCCCUGGGGUCAAAAUUGGCCCCGCCCCGGGGGGUCAUUGAUUUUCCCUAUAUGCAUAUAGUAAAAACUUAAAAAAUCUUCUUUUAAAGAACUCAAAGAGCUAGAGCUAAGAUAUUUAGCAUCAAACAUGUUCUUAUAGGUGUCUACCAAGUUUGUUCAAAUAAAAGCCCUGGGGUCAAAAUUGGCACCGCCCCGGGGGUCAUUGAUUUUCUUUGUAUGUGUAUAGCAAAAACUUAAAAUCUUCUUUGAAAAAACCCAAAUAGCUAGAGUUAAGAUAUUAAGCAUGAAACAUCUUCUAGUAAGUGUCUACAAAGUUUGUUCAAAUAAAAGCCCUGGGGUCAAAACUGGCCCGGCCCCAGGGGUGUCAUUGUUUUUAACUAUAUGUGUAUAGUAAAAACUUAAAAAAAAUCUUCUUUUAAAAAGCCCAAUGAGCUAGAGCUUAGAUGUUUAGCAUGAAACAUCUUCUUAUGGGUGUCUACCAAGUUUGUGCAAAUAAAAGCCCUUGGGUUAAAUUGGCCCUGCAACGUUGGGGGGGGGGGGGUGGUUGGGGGGGAUCAAGUUUGUUUAAAUAAAAGCCCUUGGGUCAAAAUUAAAGACUUUUAAGUCACCUGUCACAAAGUGAUGAGUUGAGCUUUUGUGAUCUAAAUUCGUCUGGCAUCAGUCUUAAACUACAUCUCCUCAUAAACAGUUAACCCAAUUUCAACCAAACUGUCACCUUUGAAAAUUGUUCAAUAAAUUGAAUUCCGUGCAGAAGUCUAGUUGCCAUGGCAAUGGAAAGAACUAACUUUAAAAAUUUUCUUUGGCUAGAGCCUUAAUAUUUGGUGUGUAUUAUUGUCUAGUGGUUCUCUACCAAAAUUGUUCAAAGUAUCCCACUUGGGUAAAAAAUUAUGACCCCGACACAGGAUCACUGUUCUACAUAGACUCAUGUAAGAAAAAACUUCUCCAAAUCCACUAUGCCUAUUUAAAUAUUAGGUGUGUAUCAUCCUGUAGUCUGUACAAAAGUUGUUGAAAUUUUUCCCUUGGGUCAAAAAUGUCACCACCCUGGGGGUCACUAGUUUUAUUACAUAAUGUUAUAUAGUAAAUCUUUAAAAAUCUUCUUGUCUGAUAAUGUAGCUUAGGCGUAGUGCUUAGAUACUUGGUAUAAAUCAUUAUCUAUUAGUCCUCUACUGACCUCUAAUUAUACCCUCACAAACAAAGUUGGGGGGGGGGGCAUAUAGGAGUCCUUGAACGCAUGAUAUGGAAUUUCUAGAUUAAUCACUAAAUCCGCUAGAUGGAUAUUCAUCAACUUUGGUUUGAAGUAUUCUUGCAUUUUGUUCUUGCAAUUCGUUUAAUUUCAUAAUUUUGUUUGGAUCCCUUUAGGGGCUGCCAUAGCUAAAAAUAGUAAAUGAAAAUUAUUCUUGUAAAUUUCUAGAUAGAUAUUCACUAAAUGAUAUAUAUGUUAUUUGCUCUCUUUUGUUUCCAUAUUUGCAUAUUGAUGGGACAGUACAGAGAUACUGAAUGGCUUACAUAUUAGUGCAUAAUCCAAUUAACGAGUUGAAAAGAAGUGACCAACCUCACCAAAAAUGUGCCAUUGAUGAAAACCAGUUUUCAUAAUUAUAAAUUUCAUUUAAAUAAUCAUAAAAUCAUUCUUACAUGAUAAGAUGAUAUUUACUCAUUUCAUGCUUAGUUGAUCAGAUUUGAUCCUAAAAUAUUCAUCAGUGAGUUAAGAGGGUCUCUUACAAUGGAAAUGUAACCACCUGGCUGAUCAGUGAUGCUUGUGCUUAUAUUGUCUUUCUUACACCAUUUACUUUUUGAUUCAAUUGAAAAUGUAAAAUAAAAGAAAUAUUCAUUAUUUUUGCACAUAUUUUAGUAUUAAAAGAGUUUUACAAACAUGUAGGAAGGUGAUUGAAAGAACAAUUGUGAUAGAUAUUAUUUAAAUAAAGUUUAACAGAACAUAAAUUGUAUAUCUAAAAUAAGUAUCUUGUGUGUCUUCUGUACCAGGUAGGUGUAAUAUAUUAUAUUUUUCAUAGUAUCGUCCCAUUGGACACAAACAUUUAUAGAAGAGACUAUUUGAAAGAUAACCGUAGAUAAACAAUAUUUAUUGACAAGACUUUUUGUGAAAUAACAUUGUGAUAUAUAACAGAGACAACAUAUUUGUGAUUGUGCAUUGUGCUUGUGAUAUGUGAUACAUUGUGACACUUAUAGUGCUAGUGACAUUUAAUACCUUGUGACAUAGUGACAUUUAAUACCUUGUGACAUAAGGUUGUGACACUCUAGUGUUUCUGAAAUUACAAAGUGCUUCUGCCACAUCGUUGUUUCAUUGGAAACUGUUAGAACUGCUCCAGUGGUAGCUUUCCAGCAUAGGAAAGUUAGACAUGCCACUCAGUAAAGCAUGGAAGAAGGCAAAGGCCAGGAGGGCAAUAUUGGUAACGAGGGAGCAGACGUUGGCAGAAGAUCCUGAUGUAGUCCCUGUCAUAAGUCCCGUCAUUAUUCCGGCAGACAGGGCCCCAUCAGCACCUGUCAUAGGUCCGGUCAUCGUGCCGGCAGACAUGGUCGCUGGGGCAACUGAUGUAGGUCCAGUCAAUUUGACGGCAUUCAGAGCCCAAAAAGCACCUGAUAUAAGUCUGGUCAGUGCACGAGCUUUCAGGGCGCUUGCAAGUCCGUCCAUCAGUACGGCAAACACAAAACAAAACUCAAACAAAACAAAUGCUAUAUAUUCCGAAAUGGAACAAAUAUUAUCUCAAAACUCAAAUUUGAAUCAAAGAAUAUGCAAUACUUCUUCUGCAAUCGAAAAAGAACAAAGCAAACUUGUGAAUAAGUCUUAUGAGUCAUAUUGCACUGGUAUGCCCUUCAGCUGCUUGUCGUUAGUAUUUGGUUCUUUCAGUCAAGCAAAUAAUAGAUUUUCUAUUCAAACUAGAGGUAGUCAAUGUACUAUUAACUCAUUAUGUGCUUUGAUAUAUUCAAAAUAUUCUGAUUUGAUAACAACAGAAAAUAUUGAUGAGGUCUUAAACAUUGGAGACGAGCUGUACAGGAAUGUUGUUAAUAAUUUAAAACAACUUGGUAGAUUUAAGCAUCGAUUGUUAAGUCUUGAUGAAAUGCCUGAUCAAGUGAAUGUUUUGUCCAAAGUUGUACAAAUAAGAAAAGGAAACAUUGUAUCAGGAUUGACUAUUCAGCAUUUCGGAGAUACAGACUUGCCAACUUUACAUCAAGCCUUGUAUGCAACAUUUCAAAGAGCAAACCAUGCAUUGGUCAUGAUUGGAUCAAUUUGUUCUGCGGUGUUUCUUAAAGAUGAAGAGUUUUGGCUGUUUGAUUCACAUUCACAUGGAGAAUAUGGACUGUCAGAUGUUGAUGGAAAGUCUGUAUUGAUGUCAUUUCAUAAACUUGAAAACCUUGUCACAUUUAUGUAUGCUAUGUAUGAAAGUGCAAAUAUUGAUAUAAUGAGCCAAUAUGAAAUAUUGCCUUUAAACUUUAAUGUAGUUCAAUGCACUUCACAAUACCAUAAUAUGUACAUUAACAAUCAGCAGAAAAUAACUGAUAUCAGCAAAACUGAUGCUGAUGAUGUUUGGCAAACAGUUUCUUACAAAAAGCAAAAGAAAUCCACUAACUUUUCUGUCAUGCCAAGAGAUGAACAAUUAUGUGAAGUAGUUAAAAAAAACAUUAAGCAACAGUCUAUUGACCAUAAAGUAAAAGAAAGGACAUAUAGCUAUCCUGCAGUUGGGCUUAAGACAAAAGUAAAAAAUGAUACAAUAUUGAUUGGGAAGUACUUUAAACACCAAUACCAAAAACAGCAACAGAAGAAUAAAGAAGGAGAAAGUGAUAGAAAAGCCUACAUGAGACUGUACAUGCAAAAGCGAAGGCAAAGUGAUCAAUUCAAAGUAAAAGAUAAAGAAUUCACUUUAAAGUCAAAGCGAAAAGCAAGGUCAGACGAAGCAUUCAAACAAAAAGAAAUUCAGAUACAAAAUAAAUCUAAAAAAAAGGCAAGGUCAGAUCCACUUAUUCUAGAGCAAGAGAAAAUAGCUAAACAAGAAUCUCGAAAAUGUCCCAAAUACAAGCAUAAAGAAUUGCAAAUACAAAAUAAAUCCAAACAAAAGGCAAGGUCAGAUCCACUUAUUUUAGAGCAAGAGAAAAAAGCUAAACAGGAAUCUCGAAAAUGUCCAGAAUACAAGCAUAAAGAAAUGCAAAUACAAAAUAAAUCCAAACAAAAGGCACGGACAGAUAAAGCAUUUAAACAAAAAGAAAUACAGGUUCAAAAUAAGUCCAAAAAAAAGGCACGGUCAGAUCCACUUAUUUUAGAGCAAGAGAAAAUAGCUAAACAGGAAUCUCGAAAAUGUCCAGAAUACAAGCAUAAAGAAAUGCAAAUACAAAAUAAAUCCAAACAAAAGGCACGGACAGAUGAAGCAUUUAAACAAAAAGAAAUACAGGUUCAAAAUAAGUCCAAAAAAAAGGCACGGACAGAUGAAGCAUUUAAACAAAAAGAAAUACAGGUUCAAAAUAAGUCCAAAAAAAAGGCACGGUCAGAUGAAGCAUUUAAACAAAAAGAAAUACAGGUUCAAAAUAAGUCCAAACGAAAGGCACGGACAGAUGAAGCAUUUAAACAAAAAGAAACUGAUGUACAGAAUAAAUCAAAACGAAAGGCAAGAUUAAAUCCAUAUACAUUAGAAAAAGAAAGAGUUGCUAAGCAACAGCGGAGAUUAGAUGAAAGAAACAAAAGCAAAGAAAAAAUACUAGAUUGUAAAAGAAAAUCUGAAAAACGUAAAAAUCCAUUAUUUUCAGAAGCAGAAAAGGUAACUGCAAAACGAAAAAAAAGUGGUAAUGAUAUAGAAGAGUGUAUUGCGAAAUUCCAUCAAAACAUACAAGAAGGUCCCAUCUAUGUUUGUAGUUCAUGCCACCAGACGUGGUUUAAGGAAUCUGUAUCAGAGGUCCUUACUUUUACUUGUAAAGACAAAAAUAAGUACAUAACUGGUCUUAAGUCAGUAGCUGAAAAAGAAUGGAUAUGUGUUACAUGUAAGCAUAAUAUUAAAAAGGGGACAUUACCUAAAUUGUCAGUUUUGAAUGGAAUGGAAUGGCCAACAAAACCAAAAGAAUUGGAACUGUUUCCUCUUGAAGAACGCUUAAUAGCAUUACGUAUUCCAUUUAUGCAAAUUAGAGAACUACCAAGGGGGCGUCAGUUAUCUAUAAAAGGGAAUGUUGUGAAUGUUCCAGUUGAUAUCCAACCAGUUGUUAACACUCUACCAAGACCCAUGAAUGAAAACAUUACUGUAGCUGUGAAAUUAAAAAAAAAGAUGUCUUUUCAGUCAUGUGCAUUUUCUGAAAAUGUUCGGCCACUUCGAGUACUUAUUGCUUUACAUUGGUUGAUGAACAAAAGCAAUCUUUAUAAAAAUGCAAAUAUUGACAUUGAUGAGCAGUGGAUAAAGGAUGUUACAGAAAACAGUAAUGAAGUCAUAAAUGAAUUUUUCGAGUCAAAAGUAACAUCUGAAAUCGUGCCAGAGUGUGACACUGAUAACAAUGUAGAUGCAUUGAAUAAUUCUCGUUGUUCGAGUGAUAAUGCCUCACAUGUAUUGCACAAAUAUUUUGAGGAAAAUAUUAAGCUAUGUAAAACACUGGGCACUGUUGACUUUGAAGACUGUGUUGGUGAAGUUAUUGACUGUGCAAAAGUAAAGAAUGCUGAAAAUAAAAGUUCUCAUUCAGCACUAGAAGAUUUGUAUGACUCUGAUGCUGAAGAAGUUACUAAUGAAAAUGUUGGAAAUAUUGACACUCUUUUAGAUGAUGCAGAUAUUGAAAACAGACAUGCUACUUUUACAUUUGCACCUGGUGAGGGUCAGCGACCACUUAGUAUUUUUCAAGAUAAAGAUUCAGAGUAUCUGUGUUUCCCUAGCAUAUUUUGCGGUCAAAGGCGAAUUGAUAAUGAACACAGAAAAGUACCAGUUAAUUAUAGUGACAUUGCUAAGUGGGAACUUCGAAGUCAAGAUAGACGUGCAGCAAACAGUGUGCCUAACAUAUUUUUUAAGUUAAAAAAAAUACAGAUGAAGCAAUUAAAUGACAAGUCAAAUUUAGCUGUUAGAAGAAUUCAGACUGGUACAAACAAAUUAACUGCUGCCCAGGCAAGAAAUGGGGAAUGCAUGGAUACAAUUGUAAAGAAUGAUCAAGGUUACUAUUUGUUCAAACAGCUGAGAAACAGUCCAGCUUACUUAGAAUCCAGAAAGAAAGAUGUUUAUGCAAUGCUAAGACAGUUAGGUAUACCAACUUGGUUUAUGUCCUUGUCUUCUGCUGAUACCAGAUGGACAGAUCUUCUUAAAAUCCUUGCAAAUCUAAAUCAAAAAGAUAAGUACAGCGAUGAACAAAUAGAAAACCUAACUUGGGAGCAAAAGAUAAAAAUGAUUCAGUCAGAUCCAGUUACUUGUUCAAGGUUUUUUGACCAUAGAGUUCAAGAGUUUAUAAAUACUGUUCUUAAAAGUGAUCAUAAUCCAUUAGGUAAAGUGACAGAUUAUUUUUAUAGAGUUGAAUUCCAACAACGUGGAUCUCCGCAUAUUCAUAUGAUUGUGUGGGUAAAAAGUGCUCCAAAAUUAAAUGUAACCUCAAAUGAAGAGAUAGCAGCAUAUGUGGACCAGUACUUAAAAUGUUCAAUUAACAAUGAAUUUGUGGGGGCAUUGGUAGACAUCCAAAUCCACAAACAUUCAAGAACGUGUAGAAAAAAACAAGAUCGAAUAUGCCGAUUUGGUUAUCCAUUACCACCUCUGCCAAAAACAAUGGUGUUAUUUCCUCUUGAAAAUGACAUGGAUAAAUAUCUCAAACAGUAUGAAAAAAUCCAGAAAAAAAUGAAUGAUCAGAAAGAUGGAUACAAUAUGUCUUUUGAGAAAUUUUUGUCAGAUAUUGCACAGAUGAAUGAGGAUGAUUAUAUCAAAUGCAUUAGAAGCUCAUUAAACUCUCCCAAGGUGUUUUUGAAAAGAAAUCCAAAUGAGAUAGGUGUAAAUUUAUACAAUGAUGUAGUAUUGAAAGCAUGGAAAGCAAAUACUGACAUACAAUUUGUCUUGGAUCCAUAUGCUUGUGCCAUGUAUAUUGUUUCAUAUAUAAGUAAAUCCCAACGUGGUAUGAGUAAUCUUAUGUAUGCUGCUGCAAAGGAAGCAAGAAAUGUCAACCUAGAUAUAAAAAGGCAAGUAAGACACAUUGGAAAUAUGUUUUCAAACAGUGUUGAAGUGAGUGCACAGGAAGCAGUCUAUCUAGUUUUGCAAAUGCCCUUGACCAAAAGUACAAGAGACGUUGUAUUUAUAAAUACUUCUGUACCAAACCAAAGAGUACAAUUGUUAAAGUCAAAGUCUGCUCUUGAUGAGUUGCCUGCAGACUCAACUGAUAUCAUGUCAGAUAACAUCAUAAAAAGAUAUUCAAAACGUCCAAAGGCUUUAGAUAACUAUUGCUUAGCUGAUUAUGUGUCACAGUUAGAAGUGAUUUACCCAGAUGAUAAGGAAGAUAGAAGUAAUUCAGAACAAAAUGAUGAUGAGAAACAUGAUGAAAUAUCAGGAGAUGAAUAUUUUGAUGAUUGCCAAAACAUUUGCGUACUGAAAAGUGGUAUAAAAAUCAGAAGACGCCGUAAUUCAAAAAUCAUAAGGUAUGUAAGAUUUAAUCGUAAAACAGAUGAAGAAAACUAUUAUAGAGAAAAACUACUUCUCUUUUAUCCCUGGAGAAAUGAAGAGAGAGAUUUACUUGGACACUUUGCAACACACAAAGAAAAGUAUGAAUCAGUCCAAAAUGCUGUAAAUGAAAAAUGUGCAUGUUAUGAACAUCAUGUUGAUGAGUUAGAAUUAGCAAGAAAUAUGGCUGAAGAAGAAUACAAUGCAUAUGAUGAAAUUGCUCCUGGAACUCAGCAAGAAGAAGCAGAAACUGCUGAAGAAGAACCAGUAGAGUCAGAAACAUUUAUCUAUUUCAAUCCAGAUAGAGUAAGUGAACAAAGAGAAUAUGACAUUGGCAUAGAAAUUGGUUGUUCCAUUUCAUCUGCACAAAUAAGUUCUAAUGAAAAUAUUUUAUCAGAUGAAGAGUACAGAGCUCUUCUGCGUUCGUUGAACUCAAAACAGAAAGAGUUUUACAAUCAUGUUGUUCACUGGAUAAAAACUAAAGAUGCACCUUUAUAUACAUUUCUUUCUGGUGGUGCUGGUGUUGGUAAAAGUGUUGUUAUAAGAGCAUUGUAUCAAACACUAUAUAGAAUGCUUAAUUUGAAAGAAGGAGGAAACUCUGAUGAUGUAAGGGUGCUCUUGUGUGCAUAUACUGGAAAAGCGGCUUUCAAUAUAAAUGGCUCUACUAUUUCGUCCGCAUUUAAGCAGAAGUACAAACAGUCUGAUCAAACAUUAACAUGUGACAGCUUGAACACAUUCAGAUCCAAAUAUCGAGAUUUAUCUGUUGUCAUAAUUGAUGAAAUUUCAAUGGUUAGUAAUACUAUGAUGAGCUUCAUAAAUCAGAGACUGCAAGAAUUAAAAGGCACUCGCAAACCAUUUGGAGGUGUAAGCAUUAUCGCAGUGGGAGAUUUAUUCCAGUUAAAACCUGUAAAUGGUGAUUGGAUAUUUAAUGAUUUAAGUCAUGAUGCUGCAUCUUUGUCCAUGAACUUAUGGAAAGAACUGUUUCUUAUAUACGAGUUAUCAGAAGUAAUGAGACAAAAGGAUGAUUUACCAUUUGCAGACUUAUUAAACAGGCUGAGAAUUAACUCACUGACAACAGAAGAUAAAAUGGUUAUUAAAGGUUGUGAAGUUGAAUCCAGUGCUAAGAAUUAUCAAUUAAACUCCCCACAUCUAUUUGCUGAAAACUAUUACAUGCAUAUUUUCAAUGAUACACUGCUAAACAGUUCAAACAAUCAAAAAGUGUCCAUUCUUUGUCAUGAUUCUGUUGUUUCACCAAAAUUAUCAAAGGAUAAACAAGAAGAGGCUAUCAAAAGAUUGCCCACUGAUCCAAACAGAACUGCUAAUCUUCAUUGUUCAUUGGAUAUUGUUAUAGGGAUGUUGUAUGAUUUAACUGUCAAUACAAAUACUGAAGAUGGCCUUGCAAAUGGUGCGUCAUGUGUUGUAAAGUUCAUAGAGUAUAAACUGAAGGAAACACAACGUCCUAGUAUCAUAUGGGUUCAAUUUGUGGAUUUGAAAGCUGGUUGUGGAACUAGAUUAAAAUAUAAAAGUCGAGGCUUUUAUCAUGAACAAAUAAAUGAAAAUUGGACACCAACAUUUGAUAUCACAAGGACCUUUACAUAUAACAAAAAAACUUUUGAAAGGAUCCAGUUUCCAUUACAACCUUCUGCUGGGAGAUCAGUUCAUAGAGCACAAGGAACAACACUUGAUAGUGUCGUGAUUGACUUAUCCCAAAGAAAAACACGAAAAGUUCCUCACCUUCAUUAUGUUGCAUUAAGUAGAGUACGGUCUUUAGAAAAGCUUCAAAUUCUCAAUUUUAAUGAGCAGGCUUUACAAGUUGAUGAAAAAGUUAAAACAGAAAUGGAGAGAUUGCUUAAAGAUGCUUCUCUAGAAUUGUGUUAUGUUCCCUUGGAAUCUAUACAUUUAUUUUCAAAAAUGGAUUUUAAAAUCGCAUUCAACAAUUGUAGGUCAUUAAACAAGCAUUUCAUUGAUGUGAAACAUGAUCAAGGAUUGUUGUCUUGUGAUAUUAUUGGAUUGGCAGAAACUAGAUUACAUGAAAAUGAUAAUGAUACUUCUUAUCAGAUACAGGGAUACCAUUUAAUACGCAAUGACCAGUGUACUGCAUCAACAUCUGAAAGACCUCCACAUGGGUUACUUAUUUAUGUCAAAGCUGAUGUAUUAGUAAAAUCUGCAGACCGCUUUAGCUCCCAAAAUUUUGAAUUUGUUCUUCUGAAUGUUGCAAGAGAAUUAAGUGAAAUGCAAGUUGUAGUAUUGUAUAAAUCACCAAAAAUGUCAGAUUCUGCUUUUCGCACUAUGCUGACAGAGAAACUCUUUCCACAUUUGGUACCUCAUAAGCCUUUAGUUAUUCUGGGUGAUUUUAAUAUUGAUGUUUUAAAUUGUCAUAGGGGUGUUUUGCAGUAUUUGUAUGAUAAGCUUAACUGUAAAUUACAUCUUAAUGAACCUACAACUGAUAAUCUAUCAGCAUUAGACUUGAUAAUAACAAAUAUUGAUGCCACUGUGGGUACAGUAGAAACUUACUGGUCAGAUCACAAAAUUAUCUACUGUUGUACAGAAAGAAUCUCUACACAAUAAAAUAUGGUGCUAACCCAAAAAACAGCCAUUGCUUUACUUACCAGCUCUUCUUAAAAAUUUCACCAUUUUACAGAUUUCUCUUUCAGAUAUCUUUGUCACUCAGACUGUAUUCAACCUAACACUGUAAUUUCAAGUCUUCGUAUAAAUAAUAAAAAAAAAUGUUGAUUUACUUGUAGUCUUUGUCAUUGUCUUACACUUGUACACAGUGACAUUGGUCACAAAAUAUUGUGACAUAGAUUAUUAUGAUGUUAUUGACGCAUUUAACCAUUUGUCAACAUAUUAUGUCAACAAAAACUAGUGCAGAUUUCAAACUAAGUUAAAUAGGUUCAGAAACUAAGUCACCCGAUCAGAGCUUUGGGAAACCUUUGUAAAACUGAGAUCACCUUUUACCCAGUUUAAUUGAAAGCCUUCACAAACUCUAAAAUACAGCCAUUCACCCAUGCCUCAGGUGAGCGACCCAGGGC
This is a messenger RNA of Ruditapes philippinarum (Manila clam), 11484 nucleotides long. RefSeq lists its product as uncharacterized. Gene Ontology annotation, molecular function: DNA helicase activity. Gene Ontology annotation, biological process: DNA repair; telomere maintenance. Bases 3203 to 11020 code for a protein of 2605 amino acids. Lineage: Eukaryota; Metazoa; Mollusca; Bivalvia; Venerida; Veneridae. The record is from RefSeq and is a predicted model, not a curated record. The transcript has 2 exons.